AUGGGAGCGUUGCGGACGCCGUUAAAGAAGGCGCCAGCCGGCCUCUUCCGUUUCGGCCUCAGAUUUGUGAUCCUCCUGUUCGUCGUCGUUAUGGUCGUAUUUAUCUUAGAGACCGGAAAGCUGGCAGACAGACAACGAAAGUCGGAGUUUGAAGAGCUGCGAGAGCAGUCGCUGAGGAAGAUCCUGAGGCAGCACGAGAUGGAGAUUCAGGCAGCCAUCGACAAGAACAUUGGCUGGUUCUCACACUACCUCUCCAGACUCCGUCUGUCGUCUCGUGCUGGGGCUGGAAGAGACGAGGACGACGAUGAUGACACUAGCAGCGUGUCUUCACACUCAGCCUCCGCUACAGACACACUCGCCACUGGCACAUCUGGGGGGAACGAGCGUGGCGGGGAAGCAGCGGGAGGCGGAGGCGCUGGGGGAAUGGCGGGUGGUGGGGGGGAGAAUGGGAAAGGCGGUGGCGAGGGUCAAGGGGGAAAGCGGAAGAAGGGGAAGGAGCAGGAUCUGUCGAAUGUGGGCAAUUUGGACAUGCCCAUGCACAAAGUGCACGGGGUCUUGGAACCCUGCCUCCCUCUGUUGCCCGAGCCUGAACUCUCACACCUGCAGCUGCCCGAACCUCUCCCGGACACAGUAGUGACGCGCCUUCGCUAUUAUCACAUGGACGAGGACGCAAUCGAGAUCGAGAGCACACUAGGCGCCAGGCAGGGCCAGCUGGGGCGAACGGUCCAGCUGGACAUGUUCACAGGGAAGCAGACAAUGGGAGAGAGGGCCAAGAGCUUCCGGGUGCAGGCGAGCAUGGAGGUGCACUGUGGGUUUGCGGGGCCCAACACGGGGUUCACGGUGGCAGAGGCGGACCAGCGGUGGCUGAAGCGGUGCCAGGUGGCAGUGGUGACCGCGAUAUUCGGGGGAGGUGACAUCCUCGUGCAGCCGAUCGGGAUGACGCAGGAGUCUCUUCAAAAGGUGUGCUAUGUGGCAUUUUGGGACGAUGUGACAGCAGCAGCGCAGGCAGAGGCAGGGGUGGUGCCAGAUAAAGACACCGUGAGGGUGGGGCUGUGGCGCAUUGUCCUUGUCAAGGACCUGCCGUUUGUGGACCAGCGGAGAAACGGGAAGAUUCCCAAGAUCUUGUCACAUCGUCUCUUCCCCCGCGCCCGCUUCUCCAUCUGGGUUGACUCCAAGUACCAGUUUCGCCGCGACCCCCUCGGAGUGCUCGACACGCUGCUGUGGCGGCAGCAGCCGCGGGCAGAGUUUGCGAUAUCGGAGCACGGGGCAAGGAGCUGCAUCUAUGCGGAGGGGGAAGCGAUAGUGAGGAAGCACAAGGCUCAGCCGGAGGAGGUUGCAGUGCAGCUGAACCAGUAUCACACAGAGGGGCUCCCGGUUAAUGCCACUUAUAAUGGGAAGAAAGCAUUGGCAGAGGCGUCCAUCAUAGUGAGAGAGCACACGGCAGCCACGAACCUGUUCAUGUGCCUGUGCCAGAGAAUGCCAGCUCUGGAGGCAAGCGAUCCAGUCGCCAUGGACACUCAGCCUCCAAGCGUCGGCGGUAGCAGUGCGCUGGGUAGCUUGGAGGGGAGAGGCAAGUUGCAGCUGGUGCAGCCGUCGUCGGCAGAUGAAGAGGCGAAGGUGGUGAGGGAGCUGAUGAACACUGCGGAUGCUGGCAUGAAGGAAGGAGACACGUACAACCUUGUAGACGCUAGAUGGUGGCGUGCGUGGUCCAGAUACUCGGGCUAUUCGGAAUCAGAGAGCGAGUCGCAGAAGCUCACUGUGAAGCCGCUACCCAUAGACAACUCGAGCCUGGUGGAUCGGGAGGCGCAGGACAGGUUCGGCAGUGCCGAGCCUCACCUGCGGCUGGAGCUGCAGGAGGAUGGGGACUACGUGCUGGUGCCGCAGUCAGUGUGGCGCGUGCUGCACUCGUGGUACGGGGGCGGUCCAGUGGUAUCUCGCCACGUGGUGCGCAUGGGGGGGAGGGAGGAGCUAUCCGUGGAAGUCUACCCGCUCUCCCUCGAGCUCUCCUGCGUCUCUGCCGCCACCUCGCUGCCCCCUCGCGUGGAGUCAGUGGUCAUCAGCAAGCGGGCGACUGUGGGGCAGCUUAGGUACCGCGCCUGCGAGCUGUUCGGGCUGCAGCCAGAGAAUGUGCGGGUGUGGGACAACUACGGCGGCAAGCGUCACAAGGUGUUGAGCGAUGAGGGCCAGGCUCUGGAAGACGCAGAGCUGCAGAUGGGCAACCAGAUACUGGUAGAGGUGGGGGAUAACGGCCAAUGGCCCGCCCAGGCUGUGCAUCUAGAGUCCUCCUCCUCGCCCUCCUCUCCCUCCACUCCCUCCCGCACGUCCAAACCUGCCGCCACCUCCCCCUUCCACACUGUCACCUCCCCCCGUACCUCCACUCUCGCUUCGGCUGCCGAACCUACCGCCGCCGAGCCUAACAUCUCCAUAGCAGGGGGUCCUCUGUCGCACUAUAGCAGCGUGGGAGCUGCUCCCCCCCCUGGCGCACUCUUCAUCACCUCAUGGCCUCCCAACCCUGCUGGGGAAGGAAUGGAGGGAGCAGGAGCAGAAGCAGAGGCAGGGGUUGAAGGAUCAACCUGGUCUCCUGUGAGGGAGAUGACUGAUGCAGAGGGGGCAAGGGGAGAAGAAGAGGGCGAGGGGAGCGGGACUGCUGCUAGUGGAGUUGAUACCAGCGCUGCUGCUGCGAGGGGUACUGCUGGUGACAUGAGAGGGAAGCUGAAAGCGGCUUUCCCAGCAGAUGUGGGACCGGCUAAGAAGCCCACAUCUGGGCUUACACUAUCCAUUGCGCCCCCUCCUGCCUCCUCCUCCUCCAUGGCUAUUGUCCCCGUGCCUAGCGCCGAGGAGAAGAAAGGCUCAGGAUCAGUCCCCGUCUUAAGCCCCACCACCCACUCCCACCCCCUUCCUAUCAUCUCCAAUUCGACCCCCUUGCCCUCCUCUCGCCCACGCUUUUCCUCCCACAUCGUUUCCACUCACUCCCAAUCCCUCACUACUCACGGCCUCUUCUUAUUUUCCUCUCACUCAUACCCCCCACACCAGGGUGAGAUGGCAACAGCAUUUGGCGAGCUGCUGCGCAAGCUGUGGGCGCCGGGAAGGGACCCCGUGGCUCCCAGGGCGUUCAAGGCGCGCCUCUCGCGCUUUGCCCCUCAGUUCAGCGGCUACAAUCAGCAUGACUCUCAGGAGCUCCUGGCAUUCCUAUUGGACGGGCUACACGAGGACCUGAACAGGGUGAUGCGCAAGCCGUACAUUGAAGCCAAGGACGCCGAUGGGCGGCCGGACGAGGAGGUGGCGCGGGAGAACUGGGAGAACCACAAAGCGAGAAACGACUCCAUCAUCGUUGACAAGUUCCAGGGUCAAUACAAGUCAACGCUAGUGUGUCCACAAUGCAAGAAGGUCUCGGUCACAUUCGAUCCCUUCAUGUACCUCUCGCUGCCGCUGCCCUCCAAGGCCACGCGCUCGCUGCACCUCUCGCUGCUCUCGUCCUUUGGCGACCAGCCCCCCCGUGCACUCACUGUCACGGUGCCGCGCACAGGGAGGAUUCUGGACCUGCAGAGGGCGUUGGCUGAGGCAUGCCAGUUGCCUCCAGGAGAGAGACUGCAUGUGGCUGAGAUCUACAAUAAUCGCAUCUUCCGCGCGUUCCCACCGCUGGAGCAGAUCUCGUCCAUUGAGGACCGAGACAGGCUCGUGGCUUACCGCGUGCCGCGGGGGUGUGAAUCCCCCGUUAUAGUCACACAGCGAAUUAAGGAAGUCUCCACAGUAACCAACGAUUUCUUCUGGCGCCUGCACGGUGCGCCUCUCCUCCUCCCGGUCUCCCGCUUUGACAUUCGUUCCGGCGCCGACCUUUACCGCCAUGUGCGCACUGCCCUGAAGCCCUUCCUGCGACCAGGGGUUUCCGAGACCAAGACCUCCCUCUCUCUCUCCCCUGCUGGGGACAACGGCACAGGGGACAGGGGUGUGCAGGGGAAGAAUGAUCCUAUGGACGAAUCAUUAGGGAGGGAUGCCAAUACUGGUGAUGCAUCAGCUGGCGGUGAGGAGGGUGAGGGGGAGAAUGGGGCGAAUGCGAAGGGAUCUGCAGGGGCUGAGGAUGCUGCGGGGCAGGGGAGAAGAGAGGGACAGGCGGCAGCAGCAGACGAGCCACCGUUUUUGCUGUCUGUCACGCGAGCGCAUGUUGAGACUGCUGCUGAUGCUAUUCGGAUUCCUGAUGGUACUGAUUUGCCCAAGGGAUUCACUCCAGAUAUGCUUUCCAAGGAUGGACUCGCGCUGCUUCUGGAUUGGUCGGUCGAUGGGCUCAUGGAGUUUUACGAUGUCGGGCAGCUUGAGGAGCUGCCCGAAGUGAGCUCGGGCAGUGUGGGGCUGCCCAUGAAGAACAAGCGGCAGGAGGGAGUGACGCUUUUCUCGUGCCUGGAUGCGUUCAUCAAAGAGGAACCAUUGGGCCCUGAUGAUAUGUGGUACUGCCCGCAGUGCAAGGAGCACAGGCAGGCAACCAAGAAGCUUGACCUGUGGCGACUGCCGGAGAUCCUCGUGGUGCAUCUGAAGCGCUUCUCCUACAGCCGCUACUUCAAGAACAAGCUCGACACGCUCGUCACCUUCCCCAUCCAUGACUUCGACCUCUCGCCGUACCUGCCGCCCUGCAAUGCUGAAGGAGGUGGCAAUGUGUAUGAGCUGUAUGCGAUCAGCAACCAUUACGGUGGCAUGGGUGGAGGGCAUUAUACUGCAUAUGUGCAGUUGGGCAACGAGCGCCAAUGGCACACCUUCGAUGACAGCUUUGUUUCUCCCGCAAGCGAGUCACAAAUUGAGACACCUGCGGCUUACGUGCUCUUCUACCGGAGAGAUGGGAGCUCACACCACUAUGCAACUUCCCAGAACGAAGCAACAGGCGAUGAGCAAAAGAACCCCACAGCUGAGGUUACUGACAUGGACCGUGACUAG
This is a messenger RNA of Closterium sp. NIES-65, 4923 nucleotides long. The record is from the annotation of a GenBank genome assembly. Lineage: Eukaryota; Viridiplantae; Streptophyta; Zygnematophyceae; Desmidiales; Closteriaceae.